AUGGAUUCUACGUUGUCGCCUCCGCCUCGCCUGCACGCGCUCUCGUCAACACCGAUCUCGUCGAAAGCUGCCAGGGCGCAGAUAGAGAGCUUCUUGGAGGACUAUCAGGCUCGCAGCAUCGGUGCCAAAGCUGCUGAUACCGCUCUUGUCGUACAACUCGACAAAUUGAGCACGGCACUUUACGAGGAGCGACAACGGAAGAGAUCAGAGAAAUCUGCUUAA
This is a messenger RNA of Pleurotus ostreatus (oyster mushroom), 222 nucleotides long. RefSeq lists its product as uncharacterized. The record is from RefSeq and is a predicted model, not a curated record. The coding region runs from base 1 to 222 and encodes 73 amino acids. The transcript has a single exon. Lineage: Eukaryota; Fungi; Basidiomycota; Agaricomycetes; Agaricales; Pleurotaceae.